CUAACUAUUAGGAACUAACGGGAUUUGUUUUUAGUGCGUGUUUCUCUCUGGGAAGUAAAGUCAAGCAGGGUUGGAUAGCUCUUCCUGUCACAAAGUCGGCGGUUCCUACGUUGUUUUUUUUGUUUUUUUAAAUGUGGAUGUUGUGAUGAAGCCCGUCUCAUUGUGUGCUUCUGAUAACACCGUAAGUAUGGAUACUCUCGCUCGAAGGGAUGCUGGGUUUCCUGCGGGAGCGCCGCAAAGUUGCGGUCAGACGCCGUUAUUGGAGAUUUAGCUAGCUAGGUUUACUAAUGCGGACUGCUUAGCCCUGGAAACUUGUCGUAAAACACUGGUUGGUUGGCUGGACUGAAUGCUCCUUUUCCUGCUAUUCUUCUCCGCUUAGCAGCGCUUCCUGCUUGUGGUGGCCACUGCACUUAAUGGCUAAAAAUACAUUUAAAAAAAACAAAAAUUACCCUCCAAAUGGACAGCUGAAUGUACCUAGUGGCGACGGUCAUUUGUAAUACUGGUGUUUUACACGACAAGCUUUGGAUAGGCUACUUUUUAUUUGUGUCCUUACAACUUUUUUUAUAGUUUUUUUUUUUUAAAUCCGAACUCAACAGGUGGCAGUUUUGAAUGAGCGAAGGGAAGAGCUCAUUUACCCACGAGGCGGUGAUUCAAGAGCCUCUUUUAAAACACAGGCCAAUGGGCUCAAACCAUGUUGGGGAGACCACACAUCACUUGAACAGAGAGACAUUCCGUUUUAGACAGCGCUGCCUUUCUGAGCUUUUGAGCCCCUUCUCGUUAUCACACCAAAUCAACCUCUCAAACUCCUUCUGUAUUUUUCAAGGCGGAGAGCUUUGCAUGUGAUGUCCAGACGAAUGAAAGACACCUACCAUUCAGUUCUAUUUGAAUCCUCUCCUGCAGCCCGCUUGUUGGUCAAGCUCUUGAACUACAUUUCACUGGUCCCUGAUGAACCAACAAGAAAGACAGGAAAGGGAGCGAGGAGCGAUAAAGUACUCCUUUGUACUUUAUUUUCAAACCCUUUGGGUGCAAAAUCAGAUCCAGUCUAAACAUCUGCUUGAGGCUCCAUGGAGCCACUGAAGAACAUAUUCAGUCGUGGCCCACUGUCCAACUGGAAAAACUUGGAUCAAUCGCAGAAAGGGAACUUCACCAACCCUGUGUGGACAGCCUUAUUCGACUAUGAGGCGUCCUGUAAAGACGAGCUCACCUUGCGUAAGGGGGACCUGGUGGAAGUCCUAUCUCUGGACUCUGAGAUAUCCGGGGAUGAGGGCUGGUGGGCGGGUAAAGUCAACAACAAGGUGGGCAUCUUCCCGUCCAACUACGGCUCCUUCAAGCCAAACGGAUACGGGAAGCUUCCGGGCAGCACCGUUGUCGCCGAGCUCAACCCGGCCGUGGUGGGCGAGUUUGAACCCGACGUGCUGGAUUUCCGGGACCUGAAGCUGGAGGAGGUCAUCGGGGUGGGGGGCUUUGGGAAGGUGUACCGCGGGACGUGGCGAGGCCUGCUGGUGGCCGUGAAGGCCGCCCGGCAAGACCCUGACGAGGAUAUCAGCGUGACGGCGCAGAACGUCAGGCAGGAGGCGCGUUUGUUCGCCAUGCUCACUCACCCGAACAUCAUCGCCCUGAAGGGCGUCUGCCUGCAGGAACCCAACCUGUGCCUCAUCAUGGAGUACGCCUCGGGUGGGGCGCUGAGCCGGGCGCUGGCGGGGCGUCGCAUUCCUCCACACGUCCUGGUCAACUGGGCCGUGCAGAUAGCCAGAGGGAUGUUGUACCUGCACAGUGAGGCCAUCGUCCCCGUCAUCCAUCGGGAUCUCAAGUCCAACAACAUCCUUCUGGCUCAGCCCAUAGAGAAUGAAUGUAUGGAGGGUCUGACGUUGAAGAUCACGGACUUCGGCCUGGCCAGAGAGUGGCACAAGACCACCAAGAUGAGCACGGCCGGCACCUACGCCUGGAUGGCCCCCGAGGUCAUCAAGUCCUCCACCUUCUCCAAAGGCAGCGAUGUCUGGAGCUAUGGCGUUCUGCUGUGGGAGCUGCUAACAGGAGAGGCGCCCUACAAAGGGAUUGAUGGACUCGCCGUUGCCUACGGAGUCGCUGUCAACAAGCUCACCCUGCCCAUCCCUUCCACGUGCCCCGAACCUUUCGCUCAGCUCAUGUCAGAGUGCUGGGACCAGGACCCCCACCGCAGACCCAAUUUCAGCUCCAUCCUGGCCCAGCUGACGGCCCUGGAGCAGCAGGUGAAGGAAGAGAUGCCGCAGGAAUCCUUCCACUCCCUGCAGGAGGACUGGAAACUGGAGAUCCAGGACAUGUUUGACGAAAUCCGGGCUAAAGAGAAGGAGCUGCGAUGCCGCGAGGAGGAGCUGAAGCGAGCGGCUCUGGAGCAGAAGUCCCACGAAGAGUUCCUGCGGCAGCGCGAGCAGCAGCUGGCCCAGUGGGAGCAGGACGUGUUUGAGCGCGAGCUCAGCCUCCUCAUCCUCCACCUGAACCAGAACCAGAACCAGGAGAAGCCCAAUGUCAAGAAGAGGAAGGGCACCUUCAAGAAGCACAAGCUCAAGUGCAAGAACGGCGAGAAGAUCAGCAUGCCUCAAGAUUUCAUCCAUAAGAUCACAGUGCAGGCUUCCCCAGGCCUGGAGAAGAGGCGCAACUCUCCGGAUUUGGGUUCGGGCUCCUCACCCUCCUUCGGCCCACGCUUCCGUGCAAUUCAACUCAGUCCCAGCGACAACAGCCGUUCGUUUGGCCUGAGCUCGGCCUGGCCCCUCGAGGCCCCUUCUCAUAAACAAACCAACGGAGACCUGAGGUUGGGCCCCCACUGGAGGCCCCAGAGCCCAAAAAGUCCCAAAAGCCCUAAAGUCCUGCGCCUUAGUCCCCAGGAAAGCAGUCUGUCUAUGAGGGCCAAGCUGCUGGAGUCGGACAGCAAUGAGAGGGGGGAAUCCAAGGAUGACUUUGAGGAGUACAGACCCGGCGCGUCGACCCCUCCCGCUGCUCAGAACGGCUCGUCAGUGAAGGACAGCCUGCGGCUUCCUCUACCUCAGCGAGACUCGCUCAGCGAGGACGGGGGUUCCUCCCCGGCUGGCUCCCCCAGGCCCGAGAGGGGUUCCCUCGGCGGCCAAAUAAAGGGCACCCACCGGGCCCUGCUGGGCAGUGGCUCCCUCCUGGCCUCCAUAGGACUAGGACGCUGCCUGGAUAUUCCCCCAAGGGUGCCCCCUCGAACUAACUUCCCUUCCCUAGAGAACCGCACCCCCUCGGAACUAGAGAUCUCCUCCCCUAUGCCCCUCAUUUCAGACCCCCCCGUGGUGGACGAUCUCAUCACCUUCUCCACGUCCGAGCUGCUCCCCAGACCGCUCUUGGAUCUAGCUCUGCAGUACCAGGAACUGAAGCCCUUGCCGCUGACGCCGCCGCCACCCAACCCCCGGGAGAGGAGCGGCCACCGGACGCCACAGGUCCCGCACAGUCCGCAGAGCCCCAGGAGCCCCCCGCGGCACGGCAAGGCCAGCCCAGGGCAAUGGACCCCGUGUUCCCAUUCCACUAACGGGGAGCUGGGCUGUGUGGCCUGGGAGCCUAAAGCCGACAGGAGGAGGAGGUCCAGCCAAGGCCUGCACGCCUCUCAGCUAGUUUUGGACCUGCCCUUGUGCCAAGACACACAGGACUCUGAUGACAAGCCUUCGGUGGCCUCCUCUCUCAACCCUGCCCUCUGGAGCCCCAAAUCCCGCCGGCUGGAGGUCAGCGUCAUCCCCCGGCCCCGCCCGUCCCCCAUCCGCCCCCGCAUCGACCCCUGGAGCUUCAUCUCAGCCGGCGGCGGGAACUCAGCCGGCGGCCGCAGCCCCCACCGCUCGGACAGCAACCCUCUGGGCUACCAGCCCUCCCCUACCAACCCUUUCACCAACUGUGACCCCUUCCCCUCACCGGACUGUGACCCCUUCGCCCUGAAGGCUGACCCCUCGUGCGGCUCGGACGCGCCCUCCCCCUUCGACCCCUUCUCGGCUCCCUUCGCCACCUCCCGCUCGGCCCCGUGCUCCACCAACGGCUCGCCCACGCUGCCCUCGUUCCGCAUCGUGCCCCUCAACCUGGCCGACUCGCCCCUCAUCGACCUGGGCUGGGCGGCCUGCGGCAAGCCCCUGGACGGCACCAAAGAGAGAGCCCACCCCCGUAAGACAAUGGGGCUCAAGCCCUUCAAGUCCCCGACGCAACUCAGAGACGAUAGGUUCUAA
Perca flavescens (yellow perch) is the source of this 4199-nucleotide messenger RNA. RefSeq names its product mitogen-activated protein kinase kinase kinase 11. Gene Ontology annotation, molecular function: JUN kinase kinase kinase activity; ATP binding; protein binding. The transcript has 10 exons. Gene Ontology annotation, biological process: microtubule-based process; positive regulation of apoptotic process; protein phosphorylation. Bases 1065 to 4199 code for a protein of 1044 amino acids. NCBI's taxonomy places the organism in Eukaryota, Metazoa, Chordata, Actinopteri, Perciformes, Percidae. Gene Ontology annotation, cellular component: centrosome. The record is from RefSeq and is a predicted model, not a curated record.